Molecule: messenger RNA, 1647 nt
Organism: Acomys russatus (golden spiny mouse)
Lineage: Eukaryota; Metazoa; Chordata; Mammalia; Rodentia; Muridae
Gene: Cpa3
Product: carboxypeptidase A3
Exons: 11
Coding region: 1-1257 (418 amino acids)
Biological process (GO): proteolysis
Molecular function (GO): zinc ion binding; metallocarboxypeptidase activity
Source: RefSeq, a predicted model, not a curated record
AUGAGGUUCUUUUUGCUUGCGGUUGUCAUCUCCGCCACACUUGCAAUUGCCCCUGUCCGCUUUGACAGAAGGGAGAAAGUGUUCCGUGUGAAGCCCCAGGAUGAAAAGCAAGCGAGAAUAGUGAAGGACUUGACCCAAACAACUGAGCUUGACUUCUGGUACCCAGAUGCUACUCAUGAUAUUGCGGCUAAUAUGACAGUGGAUUUCCGAGUUAGUGAGAAGGAAUCUCAUACUAUCCAGUCUACCUUGGAACAACAUAAAAUGCACUAUGAAAUUCUGAUACAUGACCUACAAGAAGAGAUAGAGAAGCAAUUUGAUGUGAAAGAUGAAAUUGCAGGCAGGCACAGUUAUGCAAAAUAUAACGACUGGGACAAGAUUGUUUCUUGGACUGAAAAAAUGGUAGGGAAACAUCCUGAAAUGAUCUCCAGAAUUAAAAUUGGAUCAACUGUUGAAGAUAAUCCAUUAUAUGUACUCAAGAUUGGAAAAAAAGAUGGAGAAAGAAAGGCUAUCUUUAUGGACUGUGGCAUUCAUGCCCGCGAAUGGAUCUCCCCAGCUUUCUGUCAGUGGUUUGUCUAUCAGGCAGCCAAGAGUUAUGGAAAAAACAAAAUCAUGACCAAACUUUUGGACCGGAUGAAUUUUUACAUUCUGCCUGUGUUCAAUGUAGAUGGGUAUAUUUGGUCAUGGAAACAGAACCGAAUGUGGAGAAAAAACCGCUCCAAGAAUCAAAAUUCCACCUGUAUUGGCACUGACCUCAACAGAAACUUUGAUGUCUCUUGGGACUCUUCUCCAAACACCAACAAGCCAUGCUCGGAUGUCUACAGAGGCCCUGCACCGGAGUCUGAGAAAGAGACCAAAGCUGUCACUAACUUCAUUCGAAGCCAUCUGAACUCAAUAAAGGCUUAUAUCACCUUCCAUUCCUAUUCUCAACUGCUAUUAUUACCUUAUGGCUACACAUCCAAACUGCCACCCAACUACCAGGACCUGCUCAAGGUUGCAAGGAUUGCCACUGACGUUCUCUCAACUAGAUAUGAAACCCGUUACAUCUACGGCUCAAUCGCAUCAACAAUAUACCCUACAUCAGGUUCUUCUUUAGACUGGGCUUAUGACCUGGGCAUCAAACAUACAUUUGCCUUUGAACUACGUGAUAAAGGAAAAUUUGGUUUCCUUCUUCCAGAAUCCCGGAUAAAGACAACAUGUAAAGAAACCAUGCUUUCUGUAAAAUUUAUAGCCAAGUAUAUCCUCAAGCAUACAUCCUAAUGAAUUCUUGGUUGGGGAUUUGCCAAUUACUCCUUCGGUUAAGGAAAGAUAAUCUUCUGCAUCACCUGGAUCCAUCAUUUUGCUCAUGAAAUCCUGCAUUACUUUUUUCUUGAUAUUAUUUACUCCCAAUAGCCCCACAAUAUAGCAGCUUAAGUAAAUCCAUUUAGCUACAUUUCUUCUUUGUAAGUAAAUUUUAUCCUUGGAGAAAGUACAUUUUGAAUACUUUGAAAUAAUAGGUGAUAUGCAUGGGAAAGAAAUGAAAAGUUUGUUCCUCUAAAAUCUAAUUGGCUCACCUCAUGUCAUGUGCUAACAAAAUGAAAAACAUAUUCUGAUGACUUACAAAGGCAUCCUCUGUUUUUAAUAAACUAUAUUCUCAGCAUUUCUCAAUUA